Molecule: messenger RNA, 513 nt
Organism: Dacryopinax primogenitus
Lineage: Eukaryota; Fungi; Basidiomycota; Dacrymycetes; Dacrymycetales; Dacrymycetaceae
Exons: 2
Coding region: 1-513 (170 amino acids)
Source: RefSeq, a predicted model, not a curated record
AUGCCCUCUGCUCCUGCUGAAGCAGCCCAUGAUGGAGAAGCACAAGGUGGCUGCUUCAACUGGGCUCAUGUUCUUAAGCUUAUGGCAGUGGACAAGGCUGAGGGGGACAUUGCAGCCACUGCCACUGGGAUAGCAAACAUCAGCUCUGCAGCUGCUGACAAAGCAUCUGCCAGUGUUGGAGGACUCCCUAAUGCCAGCACUGAAAAAGGAGUUCCUGUCACAAACACCAUGCACAUUCAAGAGGGGACUGCACAUGAUCUCGGAGAUGGGGAAGAAGAUGAGGAUGAGUAUGAGGCAUCAGACUAUGGUGUGGAGGAUGCCAUUUUCAUGGAUGAGGAGGCGUCUAUAGGCACUGGAGUUCCCAUGACUGAGAUCAGCCCAGUUACUGCUGCCCCUGCUGCGGGUCCUCGCAUGGCUCCCCUGAAGAAGACCAGGAAGCAGAACCAUGCCAAGAAGGACCACAAGUAUCUCUGUCUUCAGCAGGGAUAUGUUAGGGCAACACAGGCUGACUAA